CAACUCUAUAAACACAUUCUAUCAAUAUGAAGCUUACUUCUUUUUUUCUUGCUACUGCUAUCUUCUCCUCUUCCUUGGUAAUGGCUAUGCCUAUCGAAAAACGCGAUGAUUCUGCCAUUAGUGUCCAGUCCCUUGCUUCUGGUGCUACUGCUGGUAGUAAUCUGACCAUCCAUUGGACUGUUCAUGGAGAUGCCGCUCCCUUGAUCGACAUCCUAGCUAUUUCUAGUGAUAGCAAAGUAUCUAUUGUCGAAGGAUUGAACAGUACAAUUAGUGAAUAUGCUUGGGCUAUUCCCAAUGAUUUAGUCAAGGAUGAUAACACGACAUAUACUAUCCAAAUCAGUUAUCCUGUAAACCAAACUGUUUCCUCUGAGCCAUUCGUUAUCUCCAAGGCUGCUGCUCCUCUGACCCCUCCUACUACUACCCAUGCAUCAGGCGCUACUGUCACAUUGGGAAAUGGUUUGGCUGGAUAUACUGCUGUUGCUAGUAUUACUCUUAUUGGUCAAGACGGUAAAGUAACAGCACAAAGCCAAAGUUCGGAUGCCUCUUCUCUGGCUGCAGGUACUCUUGUAUUACUCUCCACUACAGCUGCUAUCUUUGCGCUCCUCUAAGCACUGCAUCCUCUGCUCUCUUCUAGACUAUACCUGCACAGACAUCUCUUACACAUACCUAACUCUAAUACUUAAUUCAACUAUUCCUCUUCUUUCUUAGAAGUAUACGCAUACUUUAUAAAUAUGUUAUCCCCUUUAUAGACAAUCCAUUUACAUGUAUAUUCCCUUACUAUAUCUCUUUCUCUUACUCUUCCCCUUAUACACUUAUUAUCUAAUGCGUAUAUAAUAAUAAACGAG
Messenger RNA from Rhizopus microsporus ATCC 52813, 845 nucleotides. RefSeq lists its product as uncharacterized. The transcript is spliced from 3 exons. The record is from RefSeq and is a predicted model, not a curated record. NCBI's taxonomy places the organism in Eukaryota, Fungi, Mucoromycota, Mucoromycetes, Mucorales, Rhizopodaceae. Bases 27 to 608 code for a protein of 193 amino acids.